AUGCUCGGCAAGACUGCACUGAUCUCCGGCUCCUCGACGGGCAUCGGGGCCGCCAUCGCCAUUGAACUAUCAUCACGUGGAGCGAAUAUUGUCUUGAAUUACCCUUUCCCUCAUUUAGAGUCAGAAUGCAAUGAAGUUGGAAAGAAGCUCAAGACACCAUGGAUCGCAGUAUGUGCGGAUCUCGCCACCAUCGAUGGCCCCGAGCGACUGGUUGAGGCAGCCGUCGCCCGGUUUGGCGUCAUCCACAUUCUCGUCAACAAUGCUGCCGUCGUUCCUCACGCUCCCACAUGGUCCGCUACGGCAAAGAUAUGGGAUGAUACCUAUAACUUGAAUGCGAGAGGUACAUUUCUCCUCACUCAGGCCGUACUGCCUCAUUUACCUCCUUACACUCCUUCCUCGCCUCCAUCAGUUUCUGGAGUGAAGGGCGGGUCUAGAAUUAUCUGCAUAGGCUCAGGGUCGAGCCGAAUUCCUCAACCGGAUCUAGUUGUUUAUUCUUCCACCAAGGGAGCUAUGGAUUCUAUGGUUAAGGUGUGGGCUAAGGAGCUUCCGCCCAAGUACGGUUGCACUGUCAACGCCAUCGCGCCGGGUCCAGUCAAUACAGAGACUUUCCAAAAGGGAGCUGGGGAAUCCUUAGAACAAAUCAAGGCUGAAUUUGAGAAAGAUACCCCUUCCGAGGGAAGUCUAGCUGACCCUGAAGACAUUGCAUGGGCUGUCGCCUGGCUUGCUGAUGAUAGGUCAAAAUGGGUUAACGGCGAGAACAUCAUGAUCAAUGGCGGUUUGGCAAUGGUUUGA
Molecule: messenger RNA, 792 nt
Organism: Ilyonectria robusta
Lineage: Eukaryota; Fungi; Ascomycota; Sordariomycetes; Hypocreales; Nectriaceae
Exons: 1
Coding region: 1-792 (263 amino acids)
Molecular function (GO): oxidoreductase activity
Source: RefSeq, a predicted model, not a curated record